Messenger RNA from Lathyrus oleraceus (garden pea), 900 nucleotides. RefSeq lists its product as uncharacterized. Bases 1 to 900 code for a protein of 299 amino acids. Lineage: Eukaryota; Viridiplantae; Streptophyta; Magnoliopsida; Fabales; Fabaceae. The transcript is spliced from 9 exons. The record is from RefSeq and is a predicted model, not a curated record.
AUGACUCCAAGGAUUUGUGAAAAUUUUCUGUUAGGAUUAAAGAUUUAUGAUUUGCCAAACAUUUCUCAGAACCACAUGAACUUGAUUAGUUUUGAUGACAUACUUGCUGAAAAGUUUCAAUCUGAAUUCUUAGUUGGUAAUUUAAGUGUUGAAAUUUUGUUGGUUUUCAUCUACACAAAUGAAUCUGUUAAACAACAAAAACAAAGUUGUCUUUACCCUAAUAGAUAUGAGGGUGAUCUUACAUCACAAUUAUGCAAUUACUACAACAAUAUCAAUAAGAGUAAUCAUGUUAUUGUACUUUUGAAAAAUGCACGAAUCAAGGAAGCUGAAGGUAUGGAUGCUUUCUAUUUGUUGUAUUUUAAAGUGGAGAUUUCUUUAUUAUCAACAUUUAACUUGCAAGUUGAUAUAACUCAAUACUCACAAUAUUCUUAUCUUGAUAAUUUUACAUGGAUAACUCAGGUGCUAAGUAUUGUUGAGAUCAACAAUCUUCAAUAUGAGACAACAUGUGUCAUUGUUGCCAAGUUAGAUAAGUUUGAAGUUGGGCAGACUGGGUGCUUUUAUGAUGGGCGUGGUGAGUGUACCAAGAAUGUUUCACUUAAAGAUGGAAACUUGAAGUGUUUCUUAAACCAUGAGAGAGAUGUAUCUAUUCCAAGAUACAAAUUUGAAUUUCAGGAAAAUGAUAACAAAUACAAGGCAAGGUUUACCUUUUGGGAUGAUGAUUAUGUCAAUAAGAUUGGAAAGACCGUCCUUGAACUCAAUAUUGAGCUGUUUGAGGCCGGCGAAGAUAAUCCACUUGAAUAUCCAUAUGCACGGGAUAAAAUGUUGAACAUACAUCCAAGUUACAACUCUCUGAGCCUUCAGCGCGGGAGGAACCUCCAAUUAAUUUGUAAUAUUCCGUAA